Molecule: messenger RNA, 677 nt
Organism: Aspergillus homomorphus CBS 101889
Lineage: Eukaryota; Fungi; Ascomycota; Eurotiomycetes; Eurotiales; Aspergillaceae
Product: putative small nuclear ribonucleoprotein SmD3
Exons: 4
Coding region: 163-513 (116 amino acids)
Biological process (GO): spliceosomal snRNP assembly; RNA processing
Cellular component (GO): precatalytic spliceosome; spliceosomal tri-snRNP complex; U2 snRNP
Molecular function (GO): RNA binding
Source: RefSeq, a predicted model, not a curated record
GUCAACUCAUCGCCCGGUCUUGUCCUUUGCAUCCCCCACUCCUCAAUUGUCGCAGGACGAUCCUCAACCCAUCCCUAUCUUCUAUCUUGCCUCUGCGUUCAGAGUCAAUCGCUCAAUACUCUUCUCUUUUUAUCCCCUCUUCCCCUCCGACCAGACUUCACAAUGGGCAAGUUGACCAGCACGAUCGGUAUUCCGAUCAAGCUCCUGAACGAGGCGCAGGGCCACGUUGUCACGCUCGAAAUCACGUCCGGUGUCGUGUACCGCGGAAAACUUCUGGAGGCCGAAGAUAACAUGAACGUGCAACUGAAGGAUAUCACGGUUACCGCCCGCGACGGUCGCGUGUCACACUUGGAUCAGGUCUACAUCCGGGGAAGCCAUGUCAAGUUCUUCAUUGUUCCGGACAUGCUGAGAAACGCCCCCAUGUUCCGCUCACGAGGCCAGCGCGGCCGCGGUGUCGGCUUGGCCCGUGGUAAGGCUACUGUGCAGAGAGCUCGGGGCCAGCGACGAGGCUGAAUGGAGAGGUCUGUUGAGGGUGGAUAAUCAUUAAACUUGGUCGGCGUUUGUCUUUUCUGUUAUGGCUGUGCAACCUUGGAUCUGGGUCGGUUGAGGGAUUCCAUCGAAUCGAAUUGAAUAUAUUCCACGAAAAAAUCGAAUGACGACUGGCCCGUGUUCUGGAG